AUGAAAAUAAUAAAAAAAGAUAAAGAAGAAAUUAUUACAAAUUUUGAAGUACUUCAACUAUUAAAACAUAAAAGAAGAAUUGAGGAACAAGUAUUAUUAAAUGAAUUUGUUAAUAAUGUAAUUAGAUAUUUAGAAACAACACCAGCAUCAAAACAAACCAUUGAAUCAGUUAAAGAAUGUAAAAAGAGUGUAACUAAAUUAGCAGAUACAUCAGGUUGUAAAAUUUUAACAGGUGAAAUGUUACAAAUAUUAAAUAUUGCACCAUCAUCAGAAGUUGAAGUACAUUUAGUAAUUGAAGAUUGUGAGGAUAGAAUUGAUGCCAAAGAAGUUUUAAAAGAAAUUAAAAAUAGUUUAGGUGAAGAAGCUGUAAUUAGAGAUGAAGAUAAUUUAUAA
Messenger RNA from Dictyostelium discoideum AX4, 393 nucleotides. It is a transcript of the gene rpc9, whose product is annotated as RNA polymerase III subunit. Lineage: Eukaryota; Evosea; Eumycetozoa; Dictyosteliales; Dictyosteliaceae. Gene Ontology annotation, molecular function: nucleotide binding. Gene Ontology annotation, cellular component: RNA polymerase complex; nucleus; RNA polymerase III complex. The transcript has 2 exons. Gene Ontology annotation, biological process: DNA-templated transcription initiation; transcription initiation at RNA polymerase III promoter. The coding region runs from base 1 to 393 and encodes 130 amino acids. The record is from RefSeq and is a predicted model, not a curated record.